Molecule: messenger RNA, 3673 nt
Organism: Mauremys reevesii (Reeves's turtle)
Lineage: Eukaryota; Metazoa; Chordata; Testudines; Geoemydidae
Gene: CEP112
Product: centrosomal protein 112
Exons: 28
Coding region: 420-3350 (976 amino acids)
Source: RefSeq, a predicted model, not a curated record
CUAUGGCAACCCCCGCGGCCUAGCCCGGCCUACGGAAACGGAAGCCGGGGCCCUGUCGCUCAGGGCCGCCGGGAGCGGCGGGGCGGGGUUGGUUUGAACCGUUGGCUGCUUAGCCGGGUUCCUAGGCUGGCAGCGGCCUCGGCCUCUCCGGGGCAGGGGGUGCCAGGCCUAGCAGCGCCUGGGAGAGGGACGCUCCGUUCCCACUGACCAGGGAGUACUGAGCAGGGGCCCCUCCAGCCUGAGACCCCCCAGACCAGCAUAGGGACCCCCCAGAACAGGCCUCGUGCUCCCCUUCCCCUCCUGCUGCAGCAGCCCCCAAAGCUCCCCCGUUGGGUGCUGUGCCAGUCGUGGGAGCCCCGGGGGAGACCCGUGCCCAAGCCUCGACGUCGUGGACUGCGAGGUUGGCUGUUAAGUGCACAAUGAGUAGUGAAGAGGAAACAUGGGAGAAGUUGGAUGCGGAAUUUGAUCACUAUGUUGUAGAUAUGAAGCCGUUUGUGCUAAAAUUACCACAUAAAUCAGAACGUCAGAGAUGUGCGCUCUGGAUUAAAAAACUCUGCGAGCCCUCAGGAGCAGGUGCAGGAAUUAUGGGUAGAAAGAAUCGGAAUUUGUAUGCAAAAUUGUUGCUGCAUAUGCUGAAACGAGGAGUUCUAGAAGGCCCUUUUACACAUAAACCUGAACCUGGAAUACUGAGAACCUUGCCUUCAUAUAUGUCAAUCUAUUUUGAUGAACCAAAUUCAACGAGAGCACAGAGUGGUAGCCCAGAAGCUUUACCUGACUGGGUCAUGGGAGAACUAGGAACAAGUGAAUCAAAAUUAGAGGAAUCAUGGAAAUUCUCUUCUAGAGAAGAGUCAGCUUUGGUAGCAUCACCAUUUGUACACAGGGAAAGAUACAAGUAUAAUGGGAAGCUAGCGUUAAGGUCACAUUCUAUGAGUCCACCUCACCGGUCAGAUGAGGACAACCGUGCCAUGCAGACACCUGAAGAUCAACACAGAAAACCCAUUUCUUUGGACGACAGUGAUCUUGAAGCUCGUCUCAAUAGUUGGAAUCUUGGGCUAGAAAAUCCAAGAUAUUUGCGAGAGAAGCCCAUACCUCUGUCUCUGAUGACACCCAAAAUGGGCUUGGGAAAAAUUAGCACUUUUCGGGAUGAACAGUCAUUGUUUCGCAUGCAUGAAAAAGAGCUGGAGAUGAAAACAAAAAUAAUGGAAGCUAAAUUUCAUGAAGAAAAGCUUAAAUUACAGCAGAAGCAUGAUGCUGAUGUUCAGAAGAUUUUGGAUAGAAAGAAUAAUGAAACUGAAGUAUUGAAGACCCUCUACAAAACUAAACAGAAUGAAGCUGAGGAGACUAUUAGGAAGCUAGAAAAGAAAGUUCAGACCCUUGUUCGUGAGUCACAAGUUGUCAGAGAGACUAAGGAAAAGCAGAUUAUGGAGUUAAAGAAGUUGUGUGAGCAAAGCACAGAUUCUUUGAACAACGACUGGGAGAAAAGGCUCCACAAUGCUGUGGCAGAAAUGGAAAAGGAAAAAUUUGAUCUUCAGAAGAAACACACAGAAAAUAUCCAAGAACUGCUUGAGGACACAAAUGCACGUCUUAGUAAAAUGGAGACAGAGUACUUGGCACAGACAAAGGCAACUAACCAGAUGGUCAAAGAACUGGAGGCCCGUGUCCAGCAGCUGACUGUAGAAGCUGAAAGUAGUAAUUUACAGCGUCAGAAAUUAUCUCAAGAAAAGACUGAUCUAGAGCAAUGCUACCAAGCAGUAUUCACUGAACUGCAGGAGGUGAAAUCAAGGUGCAACUCUCUUCAGAAGGAGAAGGAUCACAUAAUACAAGAUUAUGAACAGAAUAUUCAACAACAACAAAACAAAUAUGAUAUUGACAUAAAUUUUAUGAAACAGGAACAUGCUCUCUCAGCAGCUAAGGCAUCUAAUGUGAUUGAAGAAUUAGAACAGAGUGUGUCUGAAUUAAAACAACAGUUACAAGAAUCAGAACAUCAAAGGCAGCAACAGCUGAGGGAUCAAGAACACAAAUUUCAUCAGGAAAAACUUCAUUUAGAGCGGAUUCAUGAAAAAAAGAUUCAUGGCUUCCAAAAUGACCUUGAUAAAGAGAGAGGGGAUGCUCAAAAGAAAAUUCGCAAACUGGAAGAGGCUUUGAAGGAGAAGGAGGAGCAGCUGACUCGGGUGACAGAGGUACAGAGGCUGCAGGCCCAGCAGGCAGAUGCUGCCCUGGAGGAGUUUAAGCGGCAGGUGGAGCUGAACUCAGAAAAAGUCUAUGCUGAAAUGAAACAGCAGAUGGAAAAGGUGGAAUCAGAUCUAAGCAGAUCAAAAUCUCUCCGUGAAAAGCAGUCAAAAGAAUUCUCUUGGCAGUUGGAAGAACUCAAACAAAGAUAUGAGCAACAGAUAGUAGAGCUGAAGCUGGAGCAUGAACAGGAGAAGACGCACCUAUUCCAGCAGCACAACACAGAGAAGGAUUGCCUGGUCCGAGAUCACGAACGGGAAAUUGAAAAACUGGAAAAACAGCUUCGCGCUGCCAUGACGGAGCACGAGAAUAAAACUCAAGAAUGCAGGAAACGAGAUGCACAGAUUAUCCAUGAUAUGGAGGCCCAAAUCCACAAGCUGAGAGAAGAGCUUAUUCAGGUAAAUGCUCAGCGGAAGCAACAGUUGGUAGAGCUUAGCCUUCUGCGGGAAGAAGAAAAGCAGAGGGCUGCUCGGGAUCACGAGACUGCAGUGAAUAAGCUUAAAGCAGAGUCGGAAAAGAUGGCCUUAGACCUGAAAAGGACACAUGCUGCAGAGACAGAGAUGACGUUGGAAAAGGGAGGGGCAUCUCCAAGCAACCAAAUCAGAGCAGUGUGGCUUCGGCAGAGACUAGAGAUGGCAUCAUCUACAGCCAACAGCAGGUUGAAGCAGAUUGAAAAGGAAUACAGUCAGAAGUUGGCCAAAUCUUCACAGAUCGUAGCUGAACUUAAGACAACCAUUUCCUCUCUGACAGAGGAAAGCAGCCGGCAGCAGCUUGCUGCAGAAAGGCGUCUCCAGGAUGUUGUACAAAAGUUUGAAGAUGAGAAGCAGCAGAUGAUUAGAGAUAAUGACAGAGCAAUCAAGGCUUUACAAGAUGAAAUGGAAAAUUAUUGCAAUCAGGUACGGUCUACAGAAAAGAAGCUGCAGCACAAGGAGUUGGAGACACAGGAACAGGUGACAUACAUACGACAAGAAUAUGAAACCAAACUCAAAGGUCUGAUGCCAGCAUCUUUGAGAAAGGAACUCGAAGACACCAUUGCAUCUUUAAAAUCUCAGGUAAACUUUCUGCAGAAGAGAGCAUCUGUCCUACAAGAAGAACUGAAUGUGUACCACACCAGAAGGUAACUGCUGGAGCAGAGGAAAUUGUUCAAGUGACAAAUGGACUUCUUUCAGCAGGUUUGAAGAUUUGGAUCUUGUAAAUUAAACUGUGAGAUCAGUGGCUGUUUUGUUAGCACAGAAAAUGUAAUUAAGCUCAUGAAAGCACAUCCAUCCUUCAUGCCAGUAUUUUUUGAGUUGUAUCUUACUUGAAUUAUUUUUUACCAUUAUCUUAUUACAGAUUUACAAUUUUGCUAUAUUAAGUGUGUUUGUGUGUGUGCUCAAUUUACUUAUUGCGCAACUAAAUUUCCUCGACUAUUGGUUUUGCUAUUACUUCCUAAUAUCAUUUUUAU